This is a messenger RNA of Striga hermonthica, 296 nucleotides long. The record is from the annotation of a GenBank genome assembly. NCBI's taxonomy places the organism in Eukaryota, Viridiplantae, Streptophyta, Magnoliopsida, Lamiales, Orobanchaceae.
AGCCUUGGGUGGUUAAGUGUACUGCUCAAAUUGAAGCAGAGGAUAGCACAAAGUGGAGUAUUUCUAGGAAGGAAUUCAAGACUCUUUCAGUGGAAAAUACUCUACUGAGAAUUAGAGAAGGAUUACUUAAGGGUGUGGAGCUUAGGUGGCACGAUGUAACCAUUUGUUGCAGGGAUAAGGAAUUAUUCAACUUGAUUUCUGGCAAAAAUAGGCCAGCCUGGAGCAGUGUCAUAGUUGUAGAGGACAUGUGCUCUCUUUUGGCCUCUUUUCCUAUUUGUGUAGUAUCUUUUGUAUAG